UAAAAAAAAUAGACAUUACCCUUGUUAAAAUGAUUGCGUUGUCUAUUGGUUCCAAAAGCUUUGAAUUUGGAAAAUGAACAAUUGGCAGUGGAGUUUGUUCACUAGGGAUUUCAGAACAUUAUUUAUUAUUUUUUGUUUUAGAUUUGACGAUGAUUUUAUUGAAUUGGAUUUAGAGGGUUAGAAAUGAAAUCAACUUACCACCCUUAAAAGUUGGAAUAUAAGAAAAUUAGUGGUAGAGUAGUCAUUAAAUAUCAAUAAUUUUAUUAAGUUUUCUUUAAUUCUUUUAUUCAAUGAAUGGGUGGUAAUCUUAUUCAUCCAAUACAAUCUGUCCAACCGUUCAUACGAUAACUCGUACAUGCCUUGGCCUAGUAAAAACAGACUCUUCAACAAUGAGAAGAAUCAAACAAACAACCAGACUAUUAAGGGCCUGUUUACUUUCAUUUCUGUUUCCUGUUUUUGAGAAAACAGAUGUUGAAAACAGGUGAAAACAACAUUUUGUCGUUUCCGAAAACAGCAGGAAGUUGCCACUUUCUGUUUUCAUAGUUGGAAACGAAUAGAAAACAAAAUGAAAAGUAAACAAGUUUUCUCAUUUCGGUUGCCAAAUUUAUCACAUGAAAACAGAAAACUGAAAACGAAAAUGAAAGUGAACAGGGCCUAAGUCAAUCCUAAACAAACAACCUAGGACAACAUCAAGACAAGCACUAGUGAUUCUGCCUUUUGUACCACAAAUCUCGGCCUAGUGCAUCAUCUGCAAACAGCGGGAUGGGAUUAGGUGCUAACCCUUAUAGGGACUAACACCGUGAUAACUAGCAAAAAUACUACGGAUUAUUAUAAAAUCAAUACAACAUCUAAGCUAAAUAACUACUAAUUCAAACUAGUAGUAGUUUUUCCCUUGGUUAGGACGGUGCUAACUAUUGUACAAUUAGCACCGUAGCCGUUCCCGCAAACAGCUGAUCACCUUGUUCCUUGACUUGCAUUACCCCUUGCAUCUUCACCAACUUCACUCAUCAGUAAACACCAAAGGACACGCCCCAGUCUACACUUCCCCAACUUUCGAGUUGCUUCCGCACUGUCUGAUGCAGGUCAACUUGCAGGGGAAAUUGCCAUCUGACUGGUAAAACAAUUCUCCAAAGCUCCUGGACAUAGAUACACGAGAACUAGAUGUGCUCCCUUGUUUCUACUGACAUUCCGCAAAGAAGACACAUAUUAAGCACUGUAGGGCACCAUUUUCCCACUUUAUCCAGGGCGGUAACCCGACCUAUAAGAACCAACCACGUUAACAACGAGUUCUUAGAAAUCCCCUGCUUCCAGACUAGUUUGGCCCACUCUACUUCUUCCUGCCGAGGUCUAAUACUUUGACAUAUCCUGCUUGUGCUGAAUUCGCUAAUCAGAGCCCCAUCCCAUUCGACUCGUCGAGUUGACAAAAUCAUUUUCCCUUCAAACAAACCUCGCAACUUCAAAAUCUUCUUUGAUAGGGUAUCAUAGUAAUUAAGGAAUUAAUACCAUGGCUAAUGGCAUGGAGAAGGAAAGAAGACAAGAGGAAAAAGACAAGGCUGGGAGACAAGAGACAAGGCCAGGCACCUGACAUCAGCAAGGACAAGGGACAGGGGGACACCCUCUGCCAAAAAGGACUAUGAACAGUGUCAGAAGGUCUGAGGCGCCCGACCAGAGCAUUUAUGGCUUGGCAGGCGCCCAGACCACUACCUAACCCUCAAAUGUGUAUAAAUAGGAGUUCUCUCCUCAUAAAUGGCAAUCUAUCUACUCUUACUACUACUUCUCCCUACUUUCUCUCUCUAUACACUCCUUCUCUUUUCUUGCUUCGGACGAGGCGGGGCGCCUACCCCUUCAAGGUCAUGGCUGACGCCCCAAACCCCUUGGACCCGAGUGACGCCCAGUCGCCCGGGCUCAAACAAUUGGCGGCCACCGUGGGGCCAAGCAUGACUUUGAAAGACGCUUCCAACUCAAAGAAGGGGGAAGAAAGGAGUCCGGCACCAACGAAGACCCCUAUCAAGCAAGUCGUUGGUCGAGAAGCGAUCAACCCUCAACCACUCACCAUCCAAAGUUUGGAAGCAUCCGACGAUGACGAUCCAUCAGGAGAGGGAGAAGACACGGAGCGCCUGAAGGGCCAACUAGCGAAGCUUCGGGAAAAGCAAGCACUUCAAAUGGCCAGCAUGCAAGGCCAACUGGAUCAAGUCAUGACCGCGUUGUCAGCACUAACAAAGGCAAACAAUCACGCGCCUCCCAAUCCCCAAGAAGCCACAGAGGAGAGGAGGCGCCUCCGAGGAAAGAUGCAAGAGGUUGAGGUGCUACCCAUGAACUCCCCACGGGAGGGUGUGGGCGCCUCACCCAACGAGGACGCAAUUGAAGCUGACGACGAUGUCUACCUGGAGAAGUACGCCCGACUCAACUACGGCGCCUCGGAAGAAAGAAGCGCCCUGGAAUUUUUGUAGGGGAAGGGCCGCCCUUUAAGUAGGCGUAACCCAAAGACACCCUAAGAGAGGCAAAAGCGUGCUAGGAGGAGUCCUUUUAUUCAGUUUAGGUUGGUAAUGUUAGGAAUUUUCGGGGAAAGGGACGCGCCCUGGCGAUACCCCAUGUAAUUCCCUAUUUUGCUCAAGGAACGGAUAUUCACUACUCGGCAAUGCAAAGCUAUCCCUGUUUUAACAGAUGGAGUCACCCCAGACUCGCUUCCUCCGUCGAGGAGAAGCCUAAGCGUGUUACCACCUUCUCAGGGGUACACGUAAGAAAAAUCAAGUUUUGCUUAAGGUAGUCAUCUUAACAAAACCUUUUACCCGCAACCAGCGGAAGAGCCUUAGUGCUUACGCUCAGAUCUUCAUCCGAGCGUCGGGCGCUCGUUUUACGAGUCCCCAUGAGAGGUGAUGCCUUGGCCAUAUCCCUCGCAAAAUUCCUGCCUUGCCAGAAGGGGUUACCCAGACCCGCUUCCUCCGUCGAGGAGAAGCCUAAGCGUGUCACCUCCUUCUCAGGGGUACACGUAAGAAAAAUCAAGUUUUGCUUAAGGUAGUCAUCUUAACAAAACCUUUUACCCGCAACCAGCGGAAGAGCUUAGUGCUUACACUCAGAUCUUCAUCCGAGCGUUGAGCGCUCGUUUCACGAGUCCCCAUGAGUGGUGGCGCCUUGGCCAUAUCCCUCGCGAAAUUCCCUGCCUUGUCAGAAGGGGUCACCCAGACCCGCUUCCUCCAUUGAGGAGAAACCAAAACGCAUCACCUCUUUUCAAAGAGGCUACGCGUAAGAAACCUAGCUCAAAAGC
Messenger RNA from Linum trigynum, 3265 nucleotides. The record is from the annotation of a GenBank genome assembly. NCBI's taxonomy places the organism in Eukaryota, Viridiplantae, Streptophyta, Magnoliopsida, Malpighiales, Linaceae.